Macrobrachium nipponense is the source of this 2114-nucleotide messenger RNA. RefSeq names its product eEF1A lysine and N-terminal methyltransferase-like. The transcript has 13 exons. Gene Ontology annotation, molecular function: S-adenosylmethionine-dependent methyltransferase activity. NCBI's taxonomy places the organism in Eukaryota, Metazoa, Arthropoda, Malacostraca, Decapoda, Palaemonidae. The coding region runs from base 78 to 2081 and encodes 667 amino acids. The record is from RefSeq and is a predicted model, not a curated record.
AAGCUCGGUGCGAAACGGACCAGACCAUACGAACGAAUGAAGGAAGAUUUGGCGUGACAAGUCCAAGCAAAGUGAAAAUGAAUUUGCUUCCAAAAACUCAUAAAGAAUUUAGUUCUAAGGAAUAUUGGAAUACUUUUUUCUCACAACGAGGAACAAAAGCAUUUGAGUGGUAUGGAGAGUAUGCAGAAUUGUGUGGUGUUUUGCAUAAAUACAUAAAAUUUCAAGAUAAGAUAUUGAUUGCAGGUUGUGGCAAUUCUGCUAUUAGUGCAGAUCUGUACAAAGUGGGAUACAAAGAUAUCAUCAAUGUUGAUAUUAGUGAAAUUGUCAUUAGGCAAAUGCAAGCUAAAUAUUCAGAAUUGCCAGAUAUGCAGUGGUUACAAAUGGAUAUCACAGCCACCACUUUUGAAGAUGGGCAGUUUUCAUGUGUUUUUGAUAAAGGAACUCUUGAUGCUCUCAUGACAGAUUCUUCACAAGAAGUUUUAUCUACUAUCAGCAAAUAUUUCAAUGAACUCAGCCGAGUGCUUCGUGUCGGGGGACGUUACGUGUGUGUUUCAUUACUACAGGAGCACAUUGUAGAUUAUGUACUUCAGUGGUUUCCCCAGAAUUGUUGGAUGGUUCGUGCUUGUAGGUGUGAAGAUGCUGAGAAGGCACGCACUGAUGUGGGUGAAUUCUCCUUUCCUGUGUUUGUGCUAAUAUGCACAAAAUUUAGACAGAUGCCAAAUUUUAACCCUGUUAUAGAAGUCCAGUUACAUAGUGAUAUUGUUCAGAGAGUCAAAAAUCCAGAAGAACUAAAGGAUAGUGUUCGUGAACUUCAGCAGUAUGCUUUGCUGCGGCAUAACUUACACACUCAGAAAGUAGCUGGGGAAAAUAUGUGUCUGGAGCUGUUUGAUUCAAAGUCUGGAAAUACAAGGUAUCUUCUACAUAUUGUUGAUUCUCCCAAAAAUUCUCACACGUUAAAGUUUGCGGUCUUCAUUGUUCCUCAUGGGAGAGAACAUGAAUGGAUGUUUGGGACUGAUGAUGGAAGACGUAAACUAGCUGAAAAUGCUGGGGCAUUACGCCUUGUUGUGGUUCACCUGUGUAGAGACCAGGUUUAUGACUCUCUCAAAGCCAUUCAAGAUGAGCUCUCUGGAAAAGUUCUGGAAAUUGCUCCAUCAAAACUGCCUCCAAAUAUCAAGAUACCAUUUCUGUCAGUUGGUGAUGACCUAGGAAGCAGAAAAGAAGUGAAGCGUGGGCAUAGCGAAUGGUCUGGUGAUUAUUUGGUAGAAGAAGUUCAUCUUCCAGAUUCUCUAAAAUUGAGACGUCUGAUAUUUUUAUCCAACCAAAAUGUCAUACAGUCUGAGGCCAAGUUAACUACAGUCAGAGAAAAAAAGAAGAAGGGCAAAGUAAAGGAAUCUAUCAUGAUUGACCAUUCUUACUUGUCUUGUGAGCAUCACUUAGCAAUGGUUGCUGGACUAGGACUGGUAAAAUUUCCUGCAGAUUUGUUGCUAAUAGGAUUAGGUGGUGGACUACUAGCAACUUAUAUUCAUAAGUACUUUUCAGAGUCAGUAUUAACAGCAGUAGAUCUUGACCCAGCCAUGGUAGAUGUUGCUAGAGAGUGGUUUGGCUUUACAUGCAAUACAAGAUUAAAGGCUGAAGUUGCUGAUGGUCUUGAUUUUAUAUCAAAAACUGCAAAUGAAGGAACCAAAUACAGUGCAAUAAUGUUUGAUGUUGACUCAAAAGAUUCGAGUAUGGGAAUGAGUUGCCCUCCCCGUUCCUUUGUUGAAAGAAGCUUCUUGAACAAAGUAGCAACAUGCCUAACUGAAGGAGGUGUACUGAUCCUGAAUUUAGUAUGCAGAGAUGAAAAUUUGAAAGCGGAAGUUUUAGACGACAUUAGAGCAGUUUUCACCAAUGUUCUGUGUCAGCAGAUUCCAGAGGAAGUAAAUUGCAUUCUGUUUUGCAGCAAUUCUUUAUCUGAGCUGAAAAGCAAAUGGGAAAAAGGUUUACAGGUGGUCAACAGCUCCCUUAAAGAGCAACAGAAAUCUAGAGAGAAUGUAAUUAACAUGAUGGAAUGUAAAGCUAAUGUAAAAAUUUUAAAUACUUGACUGUUGAUGCCUGAAUAAAUAAGUUGCUUUUUA